AUGAAAGCAACUGCAUAUAUUCUUUUAUCGUUACUUGUAUUUGUAGUUACUAACUCUGUAGCUCGAGACACGUUAACCACAACUCAAUCCAUUCGGGAUGGGGAGACCUUGGUGUCUUCUGGUGGAACCUUUGAGCUGGGAUUUUUCACCCCAGGCAGUACUGAGAGAAAAUAUAUUGGAAUCUGGUUUAAAAAUGUUCCAGAUCAAACUGUUGUUUGGGUUGCAAAUCGAGAAAGUCCACUUCUUAAUUCUUCUGGUGUUUUCCGGUUCACCAACAAUUCUCUUCUUGUACUUAUGAACAAUACUGGUAGUGUAAUAUGGUCUACCAAUUCCUCAAGAUCAGUGCUGAAUCCAAUUGCACAACUUCUUGACUCAGGAAACUUUGUUGUCAGAGAUCAGACUGACAACAAUCCAGAUAACUUCUUGUGGCAAAGUUUUGAUUAUCCUUGUGAUUCCCAGCUACCUGGAAUGAAGAUAGGAAGGGACCUUGUUACUGGUUUAGAUAGGUAUUUAACAUCCUGGAAAAGUAGUGAUGAUCCUUCCCCAGGGAGCUAUACCUACCGGUUCGAUCCCCAAGGAUAUCCGCAACCAUUCCUGUACAUAGAUUCUGCUAAGCAGUUCCGAGAUGGUCCAUGGAACGGCUACUGGUUUUCUGGGAACAACUUGUUAGACUCAAAUCCUUCAGAAUUAUACCAGUUUGUUUUUAAUGACAAGGAAUUUUACUAUGUCUAUAAGCUUAUCAAUUUUUCAGCUGUCACCAAUAGACUUUUAAACCCGUAUGGGACUCUGCAGCGAGUUGUGUGGAACAAUCUUUGUGGCUCGUUUGGUAUUUGUAGUCUAAUGGAUUCUCCUCAAUGUCAGUGUGUAAAAGGAUAUGUGCCUAAAUCUCCAAAAGAUUGGGAUGGGAGGAUUUGGUCAGACGGGUGUGUUCUGAAUACCCCUUUAAAUUGUAGCAUCAACAAUGGUUUCGUAAAAUACUCCAAUGUCAAAUUGCCUGACACGAGAUCCUCUUGGUACAAUACAACCAUAACUCUUGAGGAAUGCAAGAAUAAGUGCUUGAGAAAUUGCUCUUGUGUUGCCUAUGCAAAUUUGGAUGUCACUGAAGGAGGAAGGGGCUGCUUGCUUUGGUUUGAUGAUUUGAUUGAUGUGCGAGUUCUCUCGGGUGUAGGGCAAGAUCUUUAUUUGGAGAAUGUGCUUAUACUUGAUUUAAUUCUUCCUGUUGAAAGAAACCAAAGGAUUAUAUCUGUAAUGGUGUGUAUUAUGACAUUAUCUGGUUAUCAAAGGAACAAAAUAUCUUCUUUGCAACAUAUUGUUAUGGACUUAUUCUCCGAGGUACUUCUGUCUGGCUGCAUUUUUCAAUUUGGAACUGAAGAACUUAGUUUGGUGUAUCUCUGUAUUGUAGGUGGUGAUAAGAAAUUAUGGAUCUGGAUUGCAGUAGGCUCCAGUUUGUCCGAAGUUCCAUACUAUCAUAGCAAUUAUAGAGCUCAAUAUUCUGUGGUCCUGAGUUAUAUAACAAUUAUUACUGUAUCUUUUAGUUUCUUGGGAAAGAAUUCUGCUGAACUUUCAGAGGGAGUGCUGAAUGAUGGGCAAGAGAUAGCUGUGAAAAGGCUUUCGAAGGACUCAAACCAAGGGCUGGAUGAGUUUAAGAAUGAGGCUCUAUUUAUUGCCAAGCUUCAGCAUCGCAACCUUGUGAGACUUAUAGGAUGUUGUGUUAAAGCAGAAGAACGGAUAUUGAUAUAUGAAUACAUGGCUAAUAAUAGCUUGGACCGGUUCUUAUUUGAUCAAACAAGCAGUGGCUUAUUGGAUUGGCCAAAGCGUUUUGAGAUAGUCAAGGGGAUUGCUCGUGGCCUACUAUAUCUUCAUCAAGAUUCAAGAUUGAGAGUAGUUCACAGAGAUCUUAAGGCAAGCAAUGUCUUACUUGAUAAUGAGAUGAACCCCAAAAUUUCUGACUUUGGCAUGGCAAGAAGUUUUAUUGGAAGCGAAGAUGAGGCACGGACAAAAAGGGUGGUUGGAACAUAG
Molecule: messenger RNA, 2019 nt
Organism: Chenopodium quinoa (quinoa)
Lineage: Eukaryota; Viridiplantae; Streptophyta; Magnoliopsida; Caryophyllales; Amaranthaceae
Product: G-type lectin S-receptor-like serine/threonine-protein kinase At4g27290
Exons: 8
Coding region: 1-2019 (672 amino acids)
Biological process (GO): protein phosphorylation; recognition of pollen
Molecular function (GO): protein kinase activity; ATP binding
Source: RefSeq, a predicted model, not a curated record